AUGCCGAGUUCACUAUACGUGUUUGAUUGGUUUCGACGUACAUGGAAACGCUUGCUAGAUGGCCAUUGCGGCGUUGUUAAUGUGAAAGAUCGCGAUGAGCGCUAUGCCGAGCAGCCCUGUCAGGUUGCCGCUGUUGUGCCACAGGGCAGUCGCGAGAACGGGGGGUGGACUGCCUCUGAAUGGUUGAGUCGGACUGAGGAGCGGAAGAUGGCCAAGUUUGCGCAGUAUGCCAUGGCGGCGACAGAAGAGGCGCUUCAGGAUGCAAACUGGAAGCCGGAGCCUUUUGAGCAGAGGGAGGCGACGGGAGUUUGCCUCGGAUCAGGAAUUGGGAACUUUGAUGAAAUCUACAGCACGGUCAUAGCCUACGACAAGGGAGGCUACAAGAAGGUCAAUCCACUGUUCGUGCCAAAGCUGCUGAUCAACCUUGGCGCUGGCCAUAUUUCCAUGAAGUACGGGUUCAUGGGCCCGAGCCAUUCUGCAACGACGGCUUGCACGACUGGUGCUCAUUCCAUUGGCGAUGCAGCUCGGUUCAUUGCCUGCGGUGAUGCUGAUGUGAUGAUCGCCGGUGGCGCCGAGUCCUGUAUUCAUCCAUUGGCCAUUGGCGGUUUUGGGCGUGCAAGAAGUCUGGCGACGGGAUUCAACGACACCCCAGAGAAGGCAUCACGGCCUUUCGAUGCCGACCGUGCGGGAUUUGUGGUUGGCGAAGGUGCAGCUGUAUUGAUUCUCGAGGAGCUAGGACAUGCCCUCGCAAGAGGGGCGCGGAUCUAUGCAGAACUCAAAGGAUAUGGCUGCUCCAGCGACGCACACCAUAUGACCUCACCUAAAGAAAAUGGCGAAGGGGCUUUUAUGGCUAUGAAAAAGGCGCUGAAGCAAGCCCAGUUACGCCCUGCUGCGGUUGACUAUGUCAAUGCACAUGCAACUUCAACCAUUGUCGGCGACGCUGCUGAGAACGCUGCUAUCAAGGCGCUUCUGCUGGGCCCUGAUGGCAAACACAAGGCUGCUGAUGUGAACGUAAGCAGCACAAAGGGUGCCCUCGGUCAUCUGCUUGGCGGUGCUGGUGCUAUAGAAGCUUUGAUCAUUUCUGCUAACAAGGAACAGAACAUUAUGCCCCCUACUAUCAAUCUAGACCGCCUGGCUGAUGGGUUCAAUUGCAACUAUGCGCCGAAAGAUCCCCAGUCACGACAGAUUGAUGUUGCCUUGACAAAUAGCUUUGGCUUUGGUGUGCUCUUUCAGUUUGCGCUCACCAUGGCGAACAAUGGUGACCCCGGUCAAGGUACGCAAUACCUGGUUCCUGUCAAAAGCGCAAAACACUUGGGAUACUUUGACAUCGAACUCGGCGUAUCUCAAAUCCGUGAAAGGUCUGAGCUAAGUCUUUUUUUGUUUACAGGACGGGGAAGUCUGGUUGAUGCGUCCGGGUACACCUUUACGGACAAGGAUACCAAACUCGGCAAGAUCAAGGUGAAGAAGACUUCCAAGGCGUCGACCAAGAAGAAGGCAGAUGAGGCCAAAGAUGGCCCAAUCGAUACUUCCCCUACUGCCUCUCCCCUCCCAACCCUCGACAGCAAAGUCGUCGCUGUGUUCCCAACCGGCAAGCCACGUGAAGAUGACCUCCUUGAAACCGUAAUCUGCAAGCAUUGCAAGCGGCCCACUCUCAAGCAAACCGCAGCGGAUCAUGUCCGCGGAUGCUUGAAGGCCAAGCAGGAGAAGGCGCGUAAGAAGAAGGAAGCUCGCGACGCGGCCAAUCGCCUGAAGGCCGGCGACGAUAGAGACGAUGACGGCCCCGACAAGGCCGACGGAGAAUCCCACAACAUGGGCCACAAGAGCGCCAAGAAGAGCGCCACUAAGGGUAUCGAGGACGGCAACAAGAAGGGCAAGAAGCGCAAGGCCGAUGAGGACGACGGCAGAGAGUCAAAGAAGAAGAAGAAGAAGGAUGAGCCUAAGCAAAAGACAGCCAAGCCAAAGGGCCCUGUCGAUGUCGAAAAACAGUGUGGUGUUACUCUUCCCAAUGGCGCGCAGUGCGCUCGUUCCUUGACCUGCAAAAGCCAUUCAAUGGGGGCCAAACGCUCGGUUCCUGGCCGGACACUGCCUUAUGAUAUGCUUCUCCAGCAAUAUCAGAAGAAGAACCAGGCUCGCCAGCAGAAGGCUGCGAUCGAUGCCAAUGCUCCUCUACAGGAAGAUAUCGAGAACACCGGUCCUAUUGACUCAGACGAAGAAAGAGAUGCUGUCAUGGCUGCCAUUGCCCGUUCUGCGCCCCAGCCCCUUGUUCGCCACCCCAUCAUUACCACCAAGUCGAAGUACCGAUACGUCCGUAUCAAGGAGCAAAUGUCGCAUGCCAUGGGAGUUCGGAACGGCGGUGGACUUUUUUCCAACGACGACAGCCAACCCCUUUUCGGUGGCAUUCUUUUCUCGACUGUGGCAGCCGAUUUGGACUCAUCAUCUGUUGACGCCAAUGGGGAGCCUGAUGUCUCCGCUGGUGGAAUGGAUGUAGGCAAGAGGUCCGCUGUUCCAGGUAACCGCAAAACUCCGGUCACUGGAGCCUCUUGA
Messenger RNA from Penicillium digitatum Pd1, 2544 nucleotides. The record is from RefSeq and is a predicted model, not a curated record. NCBI's taxonomy places the organism in Eukaryota, Fungi, Ascomycota, Eurotiomycetes, Eurotiales, Aspergillaceae.